Molecule: messenger RNA, 1701 nt
Organism: Mangifera indica (mango)
Lineage: Eukaryota; Viridiplantae; Streptophyta; Magnoliopsida; Sapindales; Anacardiaceae
Product: protein ROH1-like
Exons: 2
Coding region: 301-1473 (390 amino acids)
Source: RefSeq, a predicted model, not a curated record
UGUUUUAUCUUUUUCAGGUCUAACAAACAGAACCGAACAAGUUCCUACACCGAGGGUUUCAAGAUCUGCCAUUUCUACUCACCGAGCAGGACGGGGAAUUCUUGUCAUCCCCGUGAUGAGAAUUUUCAGUGUAUCAUGGAUUGUUGAAGUUGAAGUUGCGUAUCAUGGAUUUUUCAGUGUGUAAAUUGGAAGCUUGUUGCUUUUGGUGGACAGCAUAGUUGGAGUGGUUAGGUGGUGGUGUUGGUUUUGGCAAUUUCUUGAGUACUCUUAAGCAUUUGUUUUGUUCGAAGUGUCAUCACAAUGCCUUCUACUGAUAAUCAGGGUUCUUCAUCACCCUUUCAUUCAUUUGGUCGUUCGUUUUGGAGUGGCAGGCGUGAACAAGUUCAUUCAAUAGAAGGGAAUAAUGAAUCUAAUGCCGAUGAGUUGGAGUUUGAAUCCUUCUACAAACAGGUUACGGACCGUUUUUAUGAACUUUCAGCUGUUGGUGCUGAAGAAUUUCUCUCUAUUGAAUGGAUGCAAAAGCUAUUGGAUGCAUUUGUUUGCUGCCAGGAGGAAUUUAGGGCUAUUUUGUUGACAAACAAAGCUUUAUUGUCAAAAUCUCCUUUGGAUCGAGUAGUUACUGAAUUCUUUGAAAGGAGUUUGAAGGCACUUGAUAUAGUUAAUGCAACUCGUGAUGGGAUUGAGAAGAUUCGUUUGUGGCAGAAGCAUUUGGAGAUUGUAUUGUGUGCCCUUGGUUCUAGUCAGAGGGUGAUUGGCGAAGGCCAGAUUCGCAGAGCUAGAAAAGCUUGCAUGGAUUUGGCACUUGCAAUGCUUGAUGAAAAGGAUUCAGGCUCAGUCUUUUCACACAGAAACCGGUCAUUUGGGCGUCAUAAUACAAGUAAGGAUAAUCAUCGUCGCCCACCGGGCCACUCUCGUUCUCUCUCAUGGAGUGUAUCACGAUCUUGGUCUGCUGCUAAGCAACUCCAAUCAAUUUCUAACAACUUGUUGCCACCUCGAGCAAAUGAUAUUGCAGCCACAAAUGGGCUUAUUGUCCCUUUUUUUGCAAUGAGUUAUAUGCUCAUGUUUGUAUUGUGGACUUUGGUUGCUGCAAUCCCUUGUCAGGACAGAGGCCUGAAUAUUAAUUUUUCAAUCCCACGGCAAUACACAUGGGGUACUCCGCUUCUCAUACUUCAUGAGCGUAUUAUGGAGGAAUCAAAGAAGCGGGAGCGAAGGAAUUCUAGUGGAUUGUUAAAGGAAAUUAAUCAGAUUGAUCAAUAUGCUUGUAAAAUUACAGAUUUGGUGGAUUCACCUCAGUUUCCAUUGACGGAGGAGCAGAAAAUGGAGGUUGAACAGGGGAUUCAGGAGUUAGCAUUGGUUUUUGAAGCCAUUAAGAAUGGAUUGGAUCCGCUGGAACACAGAUUGAGGGAAGUAUUCCGUAAGAUCAUGAAUAUGCGAUCAGAGAGCCUUGAUCACCUGGGUAGGGGAAGUGAGUAAAUCUGAUAUGGCAAUUUGCUAAUGAGCAUCAAAUGUACAAAUUUGCGAAAAUGUUAUUAUAUACUAUGCAUGCCAUUUGCAAGGCGGAAGGAUGACUUUCAGAUGGUGUGUAACAAUAAACUUUGAGUAGGUAGCUUUCUUGUAUUUAUUUCUGUAUUUUCUGUAAAGAACAUAAUAUCUAUACUCUUCCUUUUCUCAUGUAAGGUGCUGAUUUCUGGUUUGGUUUGA